AUGUCAUCAAGCCAAAAAAGAGAUGCAACUUGGGCUAAUCGAACUGCAAUCGGCAAUAAAUCAACAGUUCAAUGUGUGUUCUGUCGAAAGAUAUUCAAUGCUGGAAUAUAUCGUCAGAUAAAACAUCUAACUGGUGGUGAUAGGGAUGUCAUCGUAUGUCCAAAAGUUCCUGAUGCUGUUAAGGAAGAAAUAAGAGAGUAUGCUGCGAAUCUUGAUGAAUAUGAUGAAAUGGAUGAGGAUGACAGUGAAGAAGCCAAUGAUAUAUCGUCAAAAUCUCAAAGAAAGCCUUCAACUAGUGGCAGUGAAUCAUCCACAGCUAGCACCGUUAAAGGUCCUCACAAUGUUCAUUUCUCGCAAAAACCACAUGCAAAAAAGAGAAAAGGUGAAGCUAUUGAUUUAAAUUCUGUCAAGAAGAUUAGAAGGGAGCGCGCUGUAGCUGCUUUUGCAAGAUGGAUGUAUGAUGUAGAGCUCCCUUUCAAUAGUGUCAAUUACACCGACAAUUUUGGUGAAUUCAUUAAGGUAGUAGGCCAAUAUGGUCAAGGAAUGAAGCCCCCCGCCCAUCACGAAGUAAAACUUCCUUAUCUAAAAAAGGAGUUGGAGGAGACAAACAAGAUUAUUGAGGAGCAUAAGGUGCAAUGGCAAAGAUAUGGAUGUUCCAUUAUGAUGGAUAAAGGGAUAGCGAAAAAUGGGAAAAUGAUGAUUAAUGUUUUGGUGAAUUCUCUCAAAGGUAGUGUGUUUCUUGAGUCCUAUGAUGCUAGUGUCUCUUCUACUGAUUCCACCAAAAUGUUCAACUUGUUUGAGAAGACUAUAUUGAAAAUUGGAAAGGAAAAUGUUGUACAAGUUGUUAUGGAUAACACAAGUGAGAAUGUUAAAGUGGGUCACAUGUUGAAAGGAGUGUUCCCGCACAUUUUUUGGACUCCAUGUGUUGAGCAUUGUAUCAAUAUGAUGUUUGACGACAUUUUCAAGGAAGCCCCGUAUUCUACAGUUUUUGCUAAGGCUGUUCGGAUACAUUCUUACAUUAGUCAAACGCCAUUGUUGUUGAACAUGAUGAGAAGAUACACAAACCAAAGAAAUUUGGUGAAACCUGCCAAGACCAGAUUCACAACUACUUUCUUGACUUUGCGUAGUUUUUACUUGCAAAAGAAUAACUUGAGAACCUUAUUCAUGUCAACUGAAUGGAAAGAGAGUAGAUUUGCAAAGGAAGUUCUCGGGGAAGAAGUUGCGACAUCUGUUAUUUCUCCGUUGUUCUGGAAUGACAUUGUUCAAGCACUUAAAGUUUGCGGUCCUUUGAUUACUAUACUUCGUUUGGUGGAUGGGGAGAAAGGAUCACCAAUGGGCUACAUUUAUGAAGCCAUGGAUAGAGCCAAAGAAGCUAUUGAAAAAUCAUUUAACGGGGAAGUGAGAAAAUAUGAGAAAGUUUUUGAGAUCAUUGAUAAAAGGUGGACGGAUCAACUUCAUAAACCUUUGCAUGCAGCAGGACAUCUUUUGAACCCAGGGGUCUUUUAUGCAAAAAAUGAGAGGAAGACUUUAAAUAAAGAAGUGUGGGCGGGAUAUCAUGCGUGUGUUGAGAGGUUGGUCCCAGAUGUUGAUUUGCAAGACAAAAUAGGGGAGGAGCUUGGUGUGUAUAUGAAAGCAGAUGGAACAUUUGGAUAUGAUAUGGCCAUUAGAGCCAGAACCAGAGUAUCACCAGUUGACUGGUGGAUGCUAUUUGGUCAUAGAGUUCCAAACUUGCAAGAGUUUGCUAUUAGAGUUCAAAGUUCAACUUGUAGCUCAUCCAGAUGCGAGAGAAAUUGGAGCGUGUAUGAACACAUUCAUACUAAGAAGAGGAAUAGGCUUGAGCUAAAGCGUCUCAACGAUCUAGUGUUUGUUAAAUAUAAUAGAACACUGAUACGUCAUUACAAAGCUUACAGCACCAUUGAUCCAAUUAUGUUGGAUAAUAUUGAUGAGGCAAAUAAAUGGUUAAUUGAAGUCCCCCAUAAUCAUGAAAAUGUAAUAGAUGAAGGAGAAGAUCUCACUCGGGAUCAUGUUGCUAUGGCAAGUGGAGUUGAGGAGAAUAUUUAUGGUUUUAGGAGGAGUACUUCAAGGAACAACGAAAGAGUCACUACAAGUUCAAGUAGAACCCUGGCAAGUGAAGUUGAGGAGAAUAUGUAUGAUGAAGAAGAUGAUGACCAAUAUAGUGAAGACGUGUUGACACUUCAAGAGUUUGCAAUUCUUGAAGAAGAAUAGGUGUUGCUCCCUUUGUGAUUUCGUUUUGAAUUUGCUUAAUAUGUUAUGAGAAUUAUUUACUAUC
Molecule: messenger RNA, 2290 nt
Organism: Lycium ferocissimum
Lineage: Eukaryota; Viridiplantae; Streptophyta; Magnoliopsida; Solanales; Solanaceae
Exons: 4
Coding region: 1-2226 (741 amino acids)
Molecular function (GO): protein dimerization activity
Source: RefSeq, a predicted model, not a curated record